This is a messenger RNA of Tremella mesenterica DSM 1558, 2361 nucleotides long. RefSeq lists its product as uncharacterized. NCBI's taxonomy places the organism in Eukaryota, Fungi, Basidiomycota, Tremellomycetes, Tremellales, Tremellaceae. Gene Ontology annotation, cellular component: nucleus; centrosome; spindle pole body. The coding region runs from base 1 to 2361 and encodes 786 amino acids. Gene Ontology annotation, molecular function: protein kinase activity; ATP binding; protein binding. Gene Ontology annotation, biological process: regulation of cytokinesis; protein phosphorylation; mitotic cell cycle. The transcript is spliced from 12 exons. The record is from RefSeq and is a predicted model, not a curated record.
AUGGCUGCAGUGGAAGAAAAAGGGAAAGAGAGGGAAAGGGAGAAGAUCGUCCCGCCUACUCCUCCACAGAUUAUACAUGAUAGGACAAGAGGGGUGUUUUAUACUCGGGUGGGGUUCCUAGGCGAGGGUGGAUUCGCCAGAGUGUACGAGGUUCAAGAUCGACAUGGACAACGAAAGGCUGUAAAAGUCGUUAGCAAGGCGGCCGUACGGACAAAGAAGAAUAAGACGAAGCUAUGGGCAGAGAUCAAGCUUCAUCAGAUGCUAAAUCACCCGAAUAUCGUGCAUUUUGAGGACUGUUUUGAAGACGAUGAGAAUGUGUAUAUGAUAUUGGAGUUGUGCCAAAAUGGAAGCCUUAUGGACCUACUCCGUCGGCGGAAGCGCUACAGCGAACCAGAAGCUCGAUUCUUCCUUGUUCAACUCAUUGCCGCUUGUCAGUACAUGCACUCGACUAAUGUCAUUCAUCGUGACUUGAAAUUGGGCAACUUGUUCCUCGAUGGUGAUAUGAACAUUAAAGUGGGCGAUCUCGGUUUGGCCGCACUGAUAGAGAACCCUGGUGAUCGGAAGAAGACCAUAUGCGGAACACCCAAUUAUAUCGCCCCAGAGGUGUUGUUCGACACUGUCAAUGGACACAGCUUUGAAGUUGAUAUUUGGUCUGUGGGAGUGAUUCUAUAUACAUUCUUGAUUGGCAAACCACCAUUCCAGACAAAAGACGUAAAAGCUAUCUAUAAACGUAUCCGAGAAAACCGAUACGAAUUCCCGCCAGAAAAGGAUAUCUCGCCUGCAGCUCAGGAUCUCAUCAUGUCCAUUCUUAACCCUAAUCCAGCCAACCGUCCCACACUUAGCGCCAUAUUGCAACACCCAUUCUUCUCUGACGGACCUUUCCCCCCACGUAUCCCAGCCGCAGCCAAUGACUUUCCUCCAGACUUCCGACAUCUCACCAUGGCUCAGAGUCGGAAGAACUUUGAGGACUUGUGUCGAAGAUCCAAAGUUGGGGGAAUGGCAGUGGUCACGUCGGACCAAGCUCGGCUGCGACCCUUUGGUCCAAGUAUUAUGCAACAAGAGAAAGACUUCAGGGAUGCCGUACAACCCGACUCUCCUAUAUCUGCCCUUCUCAAGUCUGCCCGGCAACCAUUGGUCCAAGCACCCACCGGUAUCAGCGAAACAAACCUACUACGUCGUCUUACCGCUGCUGGUGCCCACAGUACUCUUUCCCCCGUCCGAAGAGGGGUUGCCAAGGCUCCUUCUGGGAUGGAUCGUGUGGGAGAGGAAGAAGAACCCGAAGAUGAAGCUGGUGAUUAUGGACAUGGGAUACGAGAACGCGAGGUGGCUACGCAAAAAGCAAGGAUCGUCUCGGAAAUGGCGAUGAGUGGAUCUGGGGGAAUACCUCAUCUCAGGGCGUCUCCGAGAAAACCUCUGGCUCCUACUACCACCCUUCCCCAGGCGCAGUCAUCAAGAGCGACGAACACAGUUCACGCGGCCAAAGGUGCGGCUCAGAAAAGCGACAAGGUGUCAUUGUACGAGACUGUAGAGAAGAAUUUGAGUCGAGCGUUGGUCAUGGCAGCCACAGAUACUGGGUUCACCACGCCUCAAAUCCCCUCAGAUCCUCCUGCACCAAAAGUCUUCGUGGUGUCCUGGCUUGACUAUUGCGGCAAGUACGGCAUGGGGUUCGCGAUGAACGACGGGACCAUAGCCGUUCACUUCAAUGAUUCCUCUUCUCUGGCCCUGGCACCUAACAAGAAAUACUUUGACCACAUCUCCCCAUCCUCUGACGGUCUCACGGCCAUGCGGGCCAAUUAUCCCGUCGAUGGACAUCCACGCGAUCUGGCCAACAAGGUGUACCUACUCAAGUCGUUCGAGGGCUACAUGCUCAAACGUCUAUAUGGAGAACAUUCCUACGCAUUCGAGGACUUGGAUUUGACGAGAGGGAUGGUUUAUGUGACACGGUAUUUGAGGAUGAAACAUGUCAUCUUGUUCAGAUUGAGCAAUGAGGUACUACAAUUCAACUUCUACGAUCACACCAAACUCAUCUUCUCCCAAGGAGGUCUAGUCCUUUCCGUCAUCGAUCGCCACGACGUCCUCCGUACUUGGUCCCUAGAGUCUCUCCUCGGUCCAACUGACCAUCUCACUCCUAAAGACAAACGAAGAGUAGAAGGCGUUUUGCAUAAAGUUCAAUACGCUAGAGACGUCUUGUCAAAAAUACAAAGUCACGGAGCGGAUUCCAAACAUUCUCAAGAAAACCCGGACAAGUACUGGACUGGUCGGAUCAGCUAUACGUUGGGUCAUAGAGAACGAACCGGUCGGUUCUAUAUUUGGGAAGAAGGAAGGGGAAAGGUGGGUGUUUCUCUCUUCUGGCGAUUGUGA